Messenger RNA from Achroia grisella, 3110 nucleotides. RefSeq names its product glutamate receptor ionotropic, kainate 3-like. The record is from RefSeq and is a predicted model, not a curated record. Bases 139 to 2730 code for a protein of 863 amino acids. Gene Ontology annotation, molecular function: glutamate-gated receptor activity; transmitter-gated monoatomic ion channel activity involved in regulation of postsynaptic membrane potential. The transcript has 16 exons. Lineage: Eukaryota; Metazoa; Arthropoda; Insecta; Lepidoptera; Pyralidae. Gene Ontology annotation, cellular component: plasma membrane; postsynaptic membrane. Gene Ontology annotation, biological process: modulation of chemical synaptic transmission; monoatomic ion transport; synaptic transmission, glutamatergic.
GUAUUUGAUGAUGGUGGCUUUUUAUUAGAAGCUGCUUUUAGUUUGGCAGUUAUUACUGCAUCAGACGGACAAGAAAGUCCAUUUGAAGCAAAUGUCAUACGAACGUCACCAGGUGAUUUGUUAGAAGCAGAAGAAGCAAUGUGUUCGAUUUUAGAAAGUAACGUUUUCGGAAUAUUUGGACCAACAACUAAAGGCUCUAUAGAGAGCAUGCAAUCUAUUGCGGAUUAUCUCGAUGUUCCACAUAUUAUUAUCGAACCAAUGGAAACGCAAAAUCGUAACUGGUCUGUAGUUAAUUUAUAUCCCAAUCAUAUCGCUUACUCACAGGUUUUUGCAGACAUUAUCGUAAUGAAAGGUUGGAAAGAGUUUACGAUAAUUUAUGAAGGUGCAGAACUUCUGUCAUUUUUGGAUAAUAUAUUAACCAUGCAGGAUUUGGAGUCAGGGGAACAUGUUUUAAUGCAAGUCGUUCAAUUACCUGAUGGAGAUGACUAUCGAAUUCCUUUGAAAAAUGUAAAAGCUUCUGGUUCUGUUAAUUAUAUCGUACAUUGUCGUAAAGAAAGUUUACCACAGUUUCUGGAACAAGCUCAGCAGGUCGGAAUUAUGUCUGAUGACCAUAGUUAUAUCAUAAUGAAUCCAGACUUUCAGACAAUUGAUAUAGAGCCUUAUAAACACGGAGGUUCUAAUAUUACAGGUAUUAGAUUUUUUGAUCCGAUGUUAGAAGAUAUUCAAAACUACAUUGUUUCCUUAAAUGGGAAAGUUGAGGAAUUAUCUGAUGGUCAGAUAACAAAUGCCAUUGUAGAUAAUGCGAUUACUCUUGAUCUAGCAUUACUUUAUGAUGCUGUGAUAUUAUACACAACGGCACUUAAUGCUAUGAGAUUAGAAGAAGCUGCAAAUGUCACAUGCGAAUCCGGGGAGAGUUGGAAUGUAGGAUCCAGUAUUAUAAAUUACAUUAAGGCAAUAGAAAUAAAUGGUUUAACAGGCGUUGUCAGGUUUGAUGAAGAUGGUUUCCGAUCUGAUUUUGAAGUUGAUAUUAUAGAGCUACAGCCUCAUGGUCUUGAGAAGGUUGGAUCUUGGAAUGCUGAAGAUGGAUAUGUCAAUACAAGAGUUGUAAUACCACCAGCCGAAUUGGAGGGUUCUGAUGCCAUGAAAGGAAAACAUUUUAUUGUUCUUACUGCUUUGAGUGCACCUUAUGGAAUGUUGAAAGAGUCAUCCGAUAAAUUAGAAGGAAAUAAUCGAUAUGAAGGUUUCGGUAUCGAACUCAUUGAUGAACUAGCAAAAAUGAAUGAGUUCAACUACACGUUUGAUAUACAAGCUGAUGGAGUGUACGGUUCACUAGACCCAAAAACAAAAAAGUGGACAGGAAUGAUGGAAAAGAUAAUGGAUGGGAGAGCCGAUUUUGCAAUAACAGAUCUCACUAUUACUUCAUCCAGGCAAAAGGCUGUGGACUUUACCAGUCCCUUUAUGAAUUUAGGUAUAACUAUAUUAUAUAAGAAACCAACAAAGCAGCCGCCGAAUUUGUUCUCCUUCAUUUCGCCGUUUUCCAUGGAGGUAUGGAAAUCUCUUGGCGGAGCCUUUGUCGGAGUUUCAGUGCUCUUAUUUAUUUUAGGCAGGCUAGCCCCUGAUGAAUGGCAAAACCCAUAUCCAUGUAUAGAAGAGCCAGAGACCUUGGAUAAUCAGUUCACAUUGGCAAAUUCAUUUUGGUUCACACUAGGUAGUGUGCUAACACAGGGAUCGGAAAUCGCACCAAUAGCAGUGUCUACACGCAUGGCUGGUAGUAUGUGGUGGUUUUUCACAUUGAUAAUGGUAUCUUCUUACACGGCUAAUCUUGCAGCCUUCCUCACUGUGGAGUCAAAAUUUUAUGCCAUCAAAUCUGUAUCUGAGCUCUCUAAUAAUCCGUAUGGUAUUAAUUAUGGCGCUAAGAAAGGAGGUGCCACGUUUAGUUUUUUCAAGGAUUCAGAUAAUAUGAUUUAUCAGAAAAUGUUUAAAUAUAUGGAUGAACAUCCGGAAUUUCAAACAGCGACUAAUGACGAAGGUCUUGAAAGAGUGAAGUCAGAUGAGGAAAAUUAUGCAUUUCUAAUGGAGUCUACGUCAAUAGAAUAUAUGGUGGAGAGAAACUGCGAUGUAGCGCAAGUAGGAGGAUUAUUGGAUAGCAAAGGAUACGGCAUCGCAAUGAAAAAAAAUUCUCCGUAUCGGCAGCCUAUGAGUGAGUCAAUACUCCAGUUACAGGAAGAAGGCAAAUUAACAAGGAUGAAAGACAAGUGGUGGAAGGAGAAAAGAGGAGGUGGUGCAUGUGCAGACGACGAUGCAGGCAGCGCAGAAAGUCAAGCCUUAGUACUAGCUAAUGUGGGCGGUGUAUUCAUUCUUCUUGCUGUUGGUUCAGUAUUUGCUUUUAUAUGUGCAAUCUUUGAGAUGAUUUUUGACGUUUGGAUCAUUUCUAGAAAGCAAAAGGUAUCUUUUAAAGAAGAACUAAAAGCUGAAUUAAAUUUUAUAUUAAGCUUUAGUGGAGACGUAAAACCGGUACGACAUCGAGAAAGUAGUAGUACCGGAUCGGGAGGUUCUAAAAAAGAAGAAAAUGGAGAUGAUGCACAGUCUGGUAAAGACGUUGAUGUUGACCAGGACCGGGCACCAACUCCACGAUCAGAACGAUCUACUCAUUCACAUCAUACUUUACAUAGCAGAAGGCAAAGUAACGCGGUGCAAAUGGCGAGAAUGCGGAAAUUUAGUAGAGUAUAAGUUAAUUUAUAUUUUUAAAUCUUACUUUAAUGAAAAGGAAAGAAAUGCAUAAAAUGUCUAUGAUUUAAUUACCUAUCUAAUAUGAAUGUAGCACUUAGCCUCUUCAGUAUAUUGCAGAAAUAUAUAAAACUUAUGCAUUAUUUAAGAAAUAUAAUGCAUGUAAAUCAGUAGCUAUAAAUAAAAGUGAAUAAUUUCACUAGUAAAAUUAAAAUAAUAAAAUGUAUAUAUAACGACCCAAAGAGGAUUGGCAUUAGGCAAGUAGCUGGUCGUAAAAAUAUAAAAUAAAUUCUAUAGUACCUAACAUGGAAAAAAAUAUUAAGGUAAUGAUAAAGGGAUAUCGCCAGUAGUAAUAAAUUAAGUUAAGAAAAUACGUAUUGUAU